Molecule: messenger RNA, 3016 nt
Organism: Tachyglossus aculeatus (Australian echidna)
Lineage: Eukaryota; Metazoa; Chordata; Mammalia; Monotremata; Tachyglossidae
Gene: U2AF1
Product: U2 small nuclear RNA auxiliary factor 1
Exons: 8
Coding region: 25-771 (248 amino acids)
Biological process (GO): mRNA splicing, via spliceosome
Cellular component (GO): U2AF complex; spliceosomal complex
Molecular function (GO): pre-mRNA 3'-splice site binding; metal ion binding
Source: RefSeq, a predicted model, not a curated record
GGCUGUGGCGGCGGCGGGUGGGAAAUGGCGGAGUAUUUGGCCUCCAUCUUCGGCACGGAGAAAGACAAGGUCAACUGUUCGUUUUAUUUCAAAAUUGGAGCAUGUCGUCAUGGAGACAGAUGCUCUCGGUUGCACAACAAACCAACCUUUAGCCAGACCAUUGCCCUCUUGAACAUUUACCGUAACCCUCAAAACUCUUCCCAGUCUGCUGACGGUUUGCGCUGUGCUGUGAGCGAUGUUGAAAUGCAAGAACACUAUGAUGAAUUUUUUGAGGAGGUUUUUACAGAAAUGGAAGAAAAGUAUGGUGAAGUGGAGGAAAUGAAUGUCUGUGAUAACCUCGGCGAUCAUCUAGUUGGAAAUGUAUAUGUAAAGUUCCGCCGUGAAGAAGAUGCAGAAAAGGCUGUGAUUGACUUAAACAAUCGUUGGUUUAACGGGCAGCCGAUUCAUGCUGAGCUUUCCCCCGUGACUGAUUUCAGAGAAGCCUGUUGCCGUCAGUAUGAAAUGGGAGAAUGUACACGAGGAGGAUUCUGUAACUUUAUGCAUUUGAAGCCUAUCUCCAGAGAACUGCGGAGGGAGUUGUACGGGCGUCGUCGUAAAAAGCAUCGAUCCCGGUCGCGGUCUCGUGAACGUCGGUCUCGAUCCAGAGAUCGUGGCCGCGGGGGCGGAGGCGGUGGAGGAGGAGGUGGCGGCGGUGGAGGAGGAGGAGGAGGAGGAGGAAGGGAACGGGAUAGGAGGCGGUCGAGAGAUCGGGAAAGAUCUGGUCGAUUCUGAGCCAUGCCAUUUUUACUGUAUGUCUGCUAGAAGUGUUGUAGUUGAUUGACCAAACAAGUUCAUAAUGGGAAUUUUUUUUAAAAAACAAAAAAAGAUGGGCUUCUGAAUAAAAAUUUGUAGUGUUACAGUAUUCUUGGUGUAACUUGUUUCUUGUGGGAAGUCUUUUCUAAUUGUCAUUUCUUUACCUUGACAAAUCCAAGAAUUGGCGGUGGAAGGUGGAGGUGAAGGUGAUCGAUUCUGUUACCCAUGUACCCAUUUUUACCUCCCGGGUAUAAAGAAAACCUUAUUUCUGAACUUGAUUUAUAGCAUCCAAAACCUCUGUCAUUUAGAGAGAAGGUUAAGGGCAAUUAAAGAGGGAGAAAAUCCCUUAAAUCUGAAAUAGUCAAGCCAGUUCAAAUUUUUUUGAAGUCUCCUUCCUGCUCAGCUAUUAGCGUAUUUAGGUUAGUUUAGGCAAACUUGGAGAGGCUGUACAAAGUCCAUUUAUUUACCCUGUAGAAGUGCUUAGGUAUAAAUGUUUUAUUUGUCACCAAAAAAUCUCUGCACUGUAAACCGUGGCAUUUAUAAUCAAGCCAGCCCUUUUCGGCAUAAAGUGUAAAGUCUUAAAUCUUUACUCCUAUUUCUAUCAGUUUUACUAGGCUAGAUUAUGCUCAUUAUAAGGUGUAAUGUGUAAGACAGUAACUAAAGGUCAUAGCAUGGCUUAGAAGGCAGAACUCUUCCGUGCAGUAUUGUAUGAUGCCAGUGACUCGUAACGGGCCAUUCAACCACUGUGCCAAAACUUACAGAAGACAAUACUACUGUAUGACUAUGGAAGCUUUGCACUAAAAUUUCUCUAGUUGCUCUUUUCUCCAGAUCUGUGUCUUAAAAAGGUAGAGCAAAGAGCGAUUUCCCCUCGUGGGGUAUUUGCAUAGUCAAGCGGAGAGGCAGGUAUGUAUGUUACAUCUGACCUUCAUGUAGAAGCAAAUAUGGCCAUUGGUUUAUAUUGUAAAAAAAAAUUACCUUCUUUGCAGCUGUGAUGAAAAAAUGUACUUUCUCCAAAAGCAAGAAGCCACCCACCAGGCCGAGAAAAGCUGUGCUCCUACGAGACUUAACAAAAAACUAAAUCACCACAGCUGUAAGUGGAGCUGAUCUGACAGAUACAUAUAUAUAUUUAUAUAUAUAUAGAUAUAUAUCUAUAUCAGUUAUCUUGACAUAGCUCAAAUCAAGGAGGUCUGGCCUUCCUCGUUCUACAGUCGUUUCACUGUAUAGUCAAUUAGACCGCCAUUUACCUUUGGAAAUAGUAGUGUCAGGAGUUGGGACUUUCAUAUUAUGGAAAGGACUUAAAAAGACAAAUCUUUCUUAAAUCACUGAAGUAACCUUUUGGUAGUAAGAGCGAAAUCUGUCAAAUGACACAUUUACCCCCAUAUCUAGUCUGUUCAGUUAGAUGUGUCCAUAUGUUUUUUUCUGCAAUUAUGCUGCGAUUUGUACAGUGCAGGUGAUUUUUUUUUUUUCUUGAGGGGGUGGGGGAGGGGGAGGGAGGAUGGAUGUGUGGACAUGUGUGGAUGUGUGUGUGGAUGUGUGAAAUUUAUAUAUAAAUUAGUAGUGAACCAGGAAGUUUGGUUUUAAUUGUUGUUUCCCAAAUCAAAAAUUAAGUGGCUACCGUAUUUCCUGUAUCAGAGAUUUGGCCCCCCACCAAGAAAAGUCUAUUAGCCAGUUAGACUGAGUCCCUGUCUAGAAGGAAGUGGUGAGUUUUUCUGUGUAUUUCUUAACUUUACGUUAAACCCUAAAAAGUGAAUUCCCUUUUGGAUCACCCACAGUGUUUAAAGAUCACCAAAUGUCAACUGAAAUAAUUAAAGGUUAAGUUUACCAGGUAGAAGGGAAUAACCCCAUUCGCUCUUUUUGUUUCUCUGGGUUCUGAAGAAUGAGCUGGAUUGUGGAGAGGGAAAAUUUUGUUCCAAAGAUGACACCUACACUUCGUUGCUACUACUGUUUUGGUGUAUUAUUAAAACCAGUGACUAGCAGCUGAAUUAAAAUACUUAAGGAACUCAUGGAGUUUAUUGAUGAAGUAGUAUCUUCACUUUCGCUCCAAGUGUAUUUUCUUUUUAAUUAGAAAUUAAUCAUCCCAAGUUGCAUUUUUAUUUGUAUUAGGUUCAAAUCCAAUUAUUUCUGUAAAAUGUUGCUUGUCCAUGAAUAUUAUAUGAUGUAUGUUAAAGACUGUAAAACCAAAUGGAGAAAAGUUGUUCAAAAUAAAGAUUUUUUUUAUAAGUAA